AUGAGCGGCGUCAGUUUUCGUCGGGUCAAUCCCACUGGCGAUGUUUCGUCUCAUGGAGAAGACACCUCUAGCAUCAGUUGCGCCACUUCACGCCUUCCUCCUCGUUCGCGCGUUCUUCAGCACUUGCGUCGUUUGGCGCUUCCGCUUGCCCUGGGUCAGUUCCUCUCUGCCCUGAUCGCCGUCACCGGCAUCGCCAGCAAUUACCUCGUCAACUUCGGCGUCAGCCUCCCAUUAGCUCAGAACCUGCCUCACUACUUCCUUCUCUCCUGUGUGUACGGCGUCUUCAGCUGGCAUCGGCUGCUGUGCACUUCAGACGCCACGACGAUAUUCCUCGAUGAUGCUUCCGAUGUCAGUCCGCAGAAACCAACACGCGCGCAAACAUUGUGGUCGUUUUUCCGGCUUAGAGGCUGGCAUUAUCUGAUCGCGGGCACGAUUGACGUCCACGCGAACUGGGCCAUCGUUUCGGCCUACAACUACACCAACCUGACCAGCGUCCAGCUUCUCGACUGUCUCACCAUACCCACGGCGAUGAUCUUGAGUCGCUUCUGCUUGAAGGUACGGUACAAGUGGAUGCAUAUAACUGGGGUAGUUAUAUGCCUGGCUGGUGCUGGAGCCAUGGUUGGCGCGGAUUACUUGGCUGCGAAGAAAGUUGACAGCAACUCCACCACAACUGCGUCGCAGACCACCACAGUCCUGUUGGGUGAUUUCCUGGUCAUCAUUGGUGCUGUCGCGUAUGGCGCAUCCAACGUCUAUCAGGAGUAUCUUGUGCGUAGAUUUGGAAUUAUCGAUUACUUGGGUUUCGCACCUCUAGCAGCUACGUUUUGGACUGUCAUCUACUGUGUCAGUUUGGAGUAUGGGUCCAUCAACAGCCUUAUUCAUGCUUCUGAAAAGCCUUACCUUGGAGCCUCCUUGGGAUGUCUGGCUGGCUUCGCAGCAGCAAUGUUCCUACUUUACACUGUGUUCCCCUUUGCACUGUCAAGAACAGACGCUGUUCUGGUGAAUCUUUCGCUCCUAACUGCAGACCUUUACGCCUUGCUAAUCGGCAUCUACCUCUUUGGCAACAUUUUCCACCCUCUAUACUUGGUCUCCUUCGCAGUGAUCAUGCUGGGAGUCUGCACUUUCGCCUCAAGGGACCCAAUUUUUCGUGAACUCACCGACGUAGCUAAAGAGGAAGAUGGCGCCUAA
Molecule: messenger RNA, 1185 nt
Organism: Mesocestoides corti
Lineage: Eukaryota; Metazoa; Platyhelminthes; Cestoda; Cyclophyllidea; Mesocestoididae
Source: the annotation of a GenBank genome assembly